AGGCAUUUUAAUUUAUGUCUGAUAGUCACUUAAGUAGUUCAUACUUACCAUUAUAAACUAUUACGUUUCUCUCUUUUUAUUAUUCACCAUUGUUCACUGCUUUACUCAUAAUGGACGUAUCAAUUAAAAUUUCAUGAGAUUGCAAAGCACCGAAUCGUCAGUCAACAUUUACCUACCUUGGUUCAACUUCACUUUGAUUAACUGAGUAUUUUCUGAAAAAAAUAAAACUCUUCAGAUGCUUGACCUUAGUGAUUCACAAUGGCAAAAUCCUUUAUUAGAUUUCUGUUGAACUAUCUCCAAGACCCUUCUCAGAUAUUCGCCAAGUUAUUCGAUUAAUUUCUACAGACUUUCAUCAAUUUAUGGACAGUCAUUUGCAAAUACGCUUCGUUGAGGCGGGUAGAAAAAUUUAAAAAAUAAACUUUCACCAAGUCAAUUACACCUGUCACCAAUUUUCCCCAGCUAUGCAUGACACACUGAAAAUAACGAAAAGAAAUUAAUGCGUAUUAACAAGCACCUGAUUCCUUAUUCAUUAGAUUCACCUCGCUAUGCUUAUGCACUCCAUUCCGCCUAACAAAAUUGAACACUCAUUCGGUUAGAAGCACUCAGAGAAAAAUGUGGUUGACCUGAGCAGUAGUAGUCUUAUAAAAAAUAGUGUGCUCAGGGGACAAUACGAAUUUAUAGUUAAUAGAACUUAUUGCAUUAUGUUGUUCCGAACUAUGAACUUUACAUCUGACAAAAGUUUUAUGGUUAACGGUACAAUAAUGAAGACCUGGCCAUAUUUAAACAUUAGUGCGAUAAACAUGAGUUCUGCGACGGCGCAUCGUUCGACUAAUCGGGUGAUCACGUGCCUGAUAGCGGCUUAUCAGUAUAAAAGCGAGUUCUGGCCGGGGCAGUUGAAGUCUUACGAUCACGAGCAACGUGUCGAGGCCUGGAUAGAGCGAAACGUAAUUAAAAGCCCGUAACAAGUCAAAAAAUGGUGCUGUCCUGCUGGGAGAAAAUCACGAUCGUUGUGGUGGCAGCGGUAGGACUGAGGAUCCUGAUUCGGGCGAGUGGCCUCGCCUGGAAAAAGCUGAUCGCCCCGCAGCUUGGCCUUGGACUUGACGUCGCUUCCCAAGGUCGUUGGGCCGUCGUCACGGGCGCGACGGACGGAAUCGGGAAGGCCUUCGCCGAGGCGCUGGCUGCCAAAGGUUUGGACAUACUUUUGGUCUCCAGGUCACUGCCGAAGCUAGAGCAGGUCGCCACCGACAUAAAACAGCGGUUUGGAAUCGAGACUCGAGUCCUCGAGGCCGAUCUGACGCAAGGGCAGCCCGUCUAUGCGAAAAUCGCAACGUGCGUCGAGGAACUCGAGGUUGGCGUCUUGGUGAACAACGCGGGUACGAGCUACGAGCAUCCGGAAGUGUUCACGAAUCUCUCAGAGGAGACGAUCGCUCGUAUACUGCAGCUCAAUGUUGCCGGAGUGACGGGGGUUGCCCGGGCAAUACUUCCAGGAAUGAUGGAGCGCCGGAAGGGGGUGAUAAUAAACAUCAGUUCGACGUCAGCGGCCAUUCCUAGUCCCUAUUUGUCCGUCUAUUCGGCGAGCAAAUCGUACGUUGACAAAUUGAGUGCCGAUCUUGCGGUCGAAGCUGCGCCACGUGGUGUCACGGUGCAAUGCGUUCUUCCGGGUCCGGUUGCCACUAAAAUGUCGAAAAUCAGGAGGUCAACUUGGAUGGCACCGUCGCCGGAAAAGUUCGUCGAGUCGUUAUUGAAGACGGUGGGCAUCGAAUCUCGAACAACGGGCUAUUUUCCGCACUCUCUGCUAGUCGGUACAAUCAACGCGAUUCGGUGCGUGUGCGACAAAGCGGCAAUUUGGCUGAUCGCGAGAACGAUGUUGAACCUCAGGAACCGCGCUCUGAGGAAAAAGGACAAGGACGAGCAGAAGACCGUCGAAUCGAUUCCGAAUCGGCCGACUCAAGCCACGACUGAUUGAUCGAGGAAGGGGGAAAAAGUCUUGGAGAUUUUUCCUCACCUCGAUGCAAAGAAAUCCUGACUUUUUAUAAUCGCUUGUUUUGUUUCUGUUUCACACUUUCUCACGCCAAUCGUUGGCUAGAAUAAAUUGUUAUCGUUGAUCAUAAA
Neodiprion virginianus is the source of this 2112-nucleotide messenger RNA. Its product is annotated as very-long-chain 3-oxoacyl-CoA reductase-like. The transcript has 4 exons. Gene Ontology annotation, molecular function: oxidoreductase activity. Lineage: Eukaryota; Metazoa; Arthropoda; Insecta; Hymenoptera; Diprionidae. Bases 974 to 1966 code for a protein of 330 amino acids. The record is from RefSeq and is a predicted model, not a curated record. Gene Ontology annotation, cellular component: endoplasmic reticulum.